Molecule: messenger RNA, 1727 nt
Organism: Ictalurus furcatus (blue catfish)
Lineage: Eukaryota; Metazoa; Chordata; Actinopteri; Siluriformes; Ictaluridae
Product: vitelline membrane outer layer protein 1 homolog
Exons: 4
Coding region: 78-710 (210 amino acids)
Source: RefSeq, a predicted model, not a curated record
GUCUGAGGCAGAACUGCUCUAGCCUGCAAGGAGAGAACUAGAAGAGGGAGAAAGUACUAUCAACCAAGGCAGCACCAAUGCAUCGGCUAACUUGGAGUAUACUGAUCAUUUUUCUGGCAUUAUUUGCAUGCCAUGUAAAGGGAAAAAGAGCUCAGCGAAGUGCUGACAGGCCCUAUCAAUCAUUGUUAUCUGUGGAUAAUGGCCAACGCUGGGGCACAUGGGGUCUUAAAGAAAUGUGUCCAUUGGGUUACUAUGCUGCAGGCUUUAGUCUUAAGGUUGCAGGUUACUGGGAAUCUUUGCUAGUUGGUGAUAACACUGCACUAAAUGGAAUUCGUCUUCAUUGCGUUAACUCACCUGGAGGAUCAGGACCAUACUCUGACUAUGCCACAGUACAAUCAGACAACGGAAGCUGGGGUAAAUGGACAGAUAUUCAGUGGUGUAACUCUGGGAUGUUAAAAAGUUUUCAGCUACGUGUGGAGCCUUACCAAGGAACCGUGUGGGACGAUACUGCAGCAAAUAAUAUCAAGUUUAAAUGCAGUGGAAAUGAUGAGGAAAUUAAAGGUGCAGGAAUGUCUUGGGGUGACUGGGGCUCGUGGAGUGCCUCCUGUACCGGAACAGGCAUCUGUGGAAUCCAGACAAUCGUUGAAGAACCAAGAGGCGUGGGAGAUGACACAGCGCUGAACGACGUGCGAUUCUACUGCUGUGAAUAAAGUACAAAGUAGUUUGUGUAUGUGUGUGUGUGUGUGUGUGUGUGUGUGUGUGUGCAUUUAUAUGUAGAGAUUCUACAAGUCUCUGGAACUGUACUGAAGGGAUAUACACCAUUAUUCCAAAAGUUUUUCUCUCAGUUGGUGAUGAUGUUAGUGGUGGAGCACUGUCUAUCACAUUGGUCUAAAAUCUCUCGAAGAUGUUUAACUGGGUUGAGAUCUGGUGACUGCAUUUAAAGCAGUUUUUCUUUUUCUUUUCAUUUGUCACUCAGCUGUAUAUUCAGAUACAGCGGAUGCUACUAAGAAUUCUUUUCAUCGGUUUAUUCGGAUGAUCGUCUGCCAUUUCCUCAUGAUAUAUAUAUUGGCUCUAUAUAUCUACAUUUCUUCUUAUUACUUUUUCUUUAAUAAUAGGCACUAGAAGAUAAAGCGAACAAACACAAAUGUUUAAACCUUUAUAGCACAGUAAAAUAGAAAGAUAAGAUGAGAAGAUCAUAUUUUGUUGUUUUUCAUAUGAACAAUUUCUCCUUGAUAGAGAAAAUGUUUGAAUUAAAUUGAAUACAAAAAUACUAUUUACUAUUUCAGUAAUAUUUUUCAUAUUGUUUGAUAUGAAGCUGGUUGGUGGUACCAAUUUGAAAAUUCCUGGAUGGAUAGAAUGAAAUCAUUGUAAAAAAUUGCUAAAUUAACUGCCAUCUUAUAUAACUUUGAUUUAACCUUCUGGAAAGAACUACAGCUCAUUAAACAAACAAGUUUGAAUACAUAUCUGUGAAUGAACCUUGAGUUCCAAUUUCACCACAGUGCUGUCAGGGAUGGAGUGAUUUAAGUUGGUAACUAGUUAGUUUAUAGUUUGGGUAAUAGAUCCAACUAAAUUCAUUAGAUAAUAUCAUGGGCAGGUACAAAGGGAUACAUUAGGGAUAAAUUCAUAUAUUUAAAAUCUAUAUCCUGAAUUUAUAUAUUUCUGUAAAGCUGCUUUGGGACAUUUUCCAUUGUUAAAAGCACUAUACAAAUAAAACGGAAUUAAAUUAC